Fulvia fulva is the source of this 678-nucleotide messenger RNA. RefSeq lists its product as uncharacterized. Bases 1 to 678 code for a protein of 225 amino acids. The transcript is spliced from 2 exons. The record is from RefSeq and is a predicted model, not a curated record. Lineage: Eukaryota; Fungi; Ascomycota; Dothideomycetes; Mycosphaerellales; Mycosphaerellaceae.
AUGCCAGGUGGUAUCACCAAAAACACUCGUAAGCAGCGCGAUAUCGCUCUUGCAGCCGCCAAUGCCUUCUUGACCGUGUCUGCUGACAUACAGGCGACGAUACUUGCUACUGCUCACAAUGAGCGCGACCGCCGCAGUAAGCCUACGCACCUCCUGGGACUUCCAGGAGAGCUACGCAAUAAGAUCUACAGUCUCGCCCUCGUCAGCGAAUCGGACAUUACGGUGACAGCUACAGGCCCGUCGCAGCCACCGCUGAUCAGGACCUGUCAUCAGAUCCGCGAGGAGGCACUUUCAGUCUAUUACACCGACAAUUCCUUCACGCUCAGGGUGCAGGAUCACAACGGCGUGGCUUUGGAACAUUUCUCUUUGCUUCGUCGACAGUACUUUGACGGUACUCGAGGGGACAGGUUAUCGAAGACGACAGUGCAAAGAGUCGGCAAACGUAGCUGGAAGAAUUUGUUGGCAUGGCUGGAAGCGGCUCACUCGAGAGGCAUGGACAUACCUGUUCUGCCCCCGUCAUCCACUGCAUUGCAGUCAAGGGAGAAGGUAUUGUUGUAUUCGCUAGCAGACACGGCGGGAGUACAGUUGCGUCAGGCACCAUGGGAUACUGUCAAAGUGGUCCUAAAAGGGAUGAGACCAGCUUUGGUCAGACACCACUCGAAGUGGGGUGUGGAUUGA